AUGCUCCCGUCAGUAGUUCAGCGCGCAGAGGAGACCAUCGCAACUCUCUUCUCUUUCAUUACUGCUCAAGGCUCAUCCGAUUAUCUUGGAGAAAAAGUUUCUCAGCUUGAGCACUCUUUGCAGACAGCUCAUCUCGCUCGCAAAGCUGGAGCAGAUGACGAGACGGUUCUUGGCGCUCUUCUUCAUGAUGUAGGAAGAUUCAUCCCUCAGAGCAGAGAAAUGCCGAAAAUGAUUGCGCCAGGCGGGACGUUCAUCGGCACAGCAAGUCAUGAGGUUGUGGGUGAGAGGUAUCUGAAGGAGUUGGGAUUCAGUGAGAAGAUUUGCCAAUUGGUUGGAGCUCAUGUUAUGGCUAAGCGAUAUCUGACUGCUGUGGAUGGCAAGUAUUAUGAUGGCUUGAGUCAGUCGAGUAAACAGACUUUGAAGUUUCAAGGGGGCAUAUUCAAUGAUGAACAAGUCAAGGAAGCUCAGAAGGAUCCAUGGCUAGAGCAAAAGCUCGCGGUUCGCAGGUGGGACGAUCUUGCAAAAGAUCCGAACUUGAAAUCUGAGCGACUGUCAUUUUAUGAGGACAUGGCUAUCAACUCACUCCUCAAAUCCUGGAGUGGCAUUGAGCUUCACUCAAGGAAAUACUCUUUACCCCAAAACCCCACCGUGGUAGUUUGCGUCGAUGGAUUCGAUCCAGAGUAUCUGGACGAAGGCAUCAAGGACGGAAUCAUACCAAACCUAGCCAAGUUCGCAAAGGAUGGUUUCCACAAGACAGCGAAAAGCUGUAUGCCAUCUUUCACCAACCCAAACAAUGUCUCCAUCAUCACUGGAGUACCACCGUCCGUUCAUGGUAUCGCAGGCAACUACUAUUUGGAUCCACUAACGAGAGAAGAGCACAUGAUUGUCGACGACACCCUCCUUCGCGGUACGACUGUUCUUGCAUUGUUGGCGAAGAGAGGAGUCAGAGUUGCCGCUGUUACUGCCAAGGAUAAACUUCGACGCAUUCUCUCACAUGAUCUCGAAGGAUUAGUCUGCUUCUCCUCCAAAAAAGCAAAGGAUGCAAAUCUGAAAGAGAAUGGAAUUGAAAAUGUCGAGGAAUGGAUUGGUCGACCCGGACCAGCGCAAUACUCGGGCGACCUCUCCAUUUAUGUACUUGAUGCCGGCAUUAAAUUACUGGAAGAAGAACGAGCAGACAUUCUGUAUUUGACACUCUCCGACUUCAUCCAGCACAAGUAUGCGCCAGGAGAUAAGGAGGCAAAUGAUCUUAUGAAGGUUCUGGAUGCGCGAAUCGGCCGAAUGGUAGAGCUUGGCGCAGUCGUUGCAAUGACUGGUGAUCACGGCAUGAGCGACAAGUCCAAGGCAGAUGGAACGCCAAAUGUCAUCUUUCUCGAGGAUGAGCUCACAAAUCGUUGGGGACCGGACUGUGCCAGAGUCAUUUGUCCCAUCUCAGAUCCCUUCGUUCGCCACCAUGGAGCCCUUGGAUCAUUUGUACGCGUCUACGUCAAAUCAAAGGAGCACAUCGGUCCCAUGCUCGAUUUCUGUAAGACACUCACUGGGAUUGAAGUUGCCUUAUCGGGAGAAGAAGCUGCAGGAGUCUUUGAACAGCCGUUGGACCGAGAAGGCGACCUUGUCAUUGUCUCCGAGAAGAACGUAGUGAUUGGAAGUCGGAAAGACGAACAUGAUCUAUCCAACCUUAAGGGACACCGUCUGAGAUCACAUGGUGGUCUUUCAGAGCAGGAAAUACCGCUCCUCAUGUCCCAGCCAGCACACGGCACCUACACAGAAGGGCGAAAGAACUGGAGAAACUUCGACAUCUUCGACUUGGUACUGAACGGGGCUCAUGAGCGUGCGUAG
Molecule: messenger RNA, 1836 nt
Organism: Mollisia scopiformis
Lineage: Eukaryota; Fungi; Ascomycota; Leotiomycetes; Helotiales; Mollisiaceae
Product: Phosphonoacetate hydrolase
Exons: 3
Coding region: 1-1836 (611 amino acids)
Molecular function (GO): phosphonoacetate hydrolase activity
Source: RefSeq, a predicted model, not a curated record